GGAGACGUCAACAAUUCUCUGGUCGAUACAGUUUGAUCAUUUCGAAGACUCGGUCCCGCAAUUUGUUUUGAGGCAUAAUGUUUGUGACUGCGGAACUCCGAUAGCCGUGGCCCGAAGAGGGUACUUCAUUUCGUCCAAUUAGGCGCAGGCGGCGACCGGUCCAUCAAGCCCAUGGCAUCAGGUCGAUACUAGUAAGAGAGAUACUAAGCAGAGCUCAUCUCUUUAGUCUUGAAUCGCCCUCUUUUCACCAUGGCAAGCGGUGAAGCAGAUUGUGGAGCUGAGUGGCCCGAAAGCAUCCUCAUGAAACUUCCCAGUGAAGCGGGAGAUGGGCUUAGAACGAUCCCUGAACGGCUAAAGAAGCUCCGGGAAGAUGGGAGAGUUGAUGAAGUUGAGAUGAUAGUUCAAGCUCUUGGAACUGCUGCUGGUCGAGACGGGGAGUGGAGAGAACAGUUCCGAGACGCAGGCAUUCUGCAGCAUGUCAUACAAGAACUGCGACCAUCAGCGAUCCCAGUUGGACUAGCUCGGCAGUAUUUGAGAGUCAUUGGCAACUGCGUUGUCGACAAUGAGGAAAACCGCGGCAUUAUAUUGGAGAUUCUAGAGACAAUCACUGCAUGUCUUGAUUGGGAACCACUCGCUCUCACAGCACUUGUGGUGAUAUUAAAUCUUUGCAACGAUUACGACCCUGCUCAGGUUCGAGCAGCUGACCUAAGACUCGACCAAACGAUUUCAGAGCGCCUUACGCAGCGAAAGAUACCGGAGGACGGCUGGGAGUAUGCCACCGAGCUGCUGACGUGCAUCACCGAAAAACUCACUCCCGCCCAACUACACGAUUCCACUUCAAUCAACGUGUUUAAAACCAUUCUGGAUUUUGCUGUGGAACACAAGGACAGGGAUAUAUUCGAGAGUUUAGUUCCCGUGCUGGCUCAUUACCUCCAGGAUCCGGCAGUUCAGCAGCAAGCAGCGGCUCCGGAAAUCCUCGAGAAAAUCAUCGAUGUUACCAUUGCCUACGAAGGACAAUUAACACAGGUGGAGGAUGCAUUUCUGGCGCUAGCAUCGAACCCAAACGAUUCUCCCAACGACAUGGAUGACAACGUGAUAGUCAUGGUCGAGCUGGUCAACUCCCUCUCCGCGAUCGCCGGUACAGACGAAUUCGUCAAAACCUCCAGCCUCUCCAGUCCUCAUGUCCGUAAGGUUAGCGAGAGGCUUGUUGAAGGUCGUACAGGACCGUUUACUAUAUGUGCUUGCGUGUUACUCGGUAACAUCACCACGUCAGAUGGUAUUGCCAUGCGCAUGGUACAGGAGCUGGGCAUACAUGCACCUCUACUUGCUAUUCUUUCUCAGCAGGAGGAGCCAGCGUUGCUUUAUGCCGCAGCGGGUUUUAUGAGGCACCUGUCAUACCCUGAGAGCAACAGAGCGGUCUUGGCAAAAGCUGGACUCGUCGAUACCUGCUGUCAUCUCCUCAGCAACAACGACCCUUCUGUAAGAGGAGAAGGGGCCGCAGUCCUGGCCAAACUCGUCUCCAGCGACCUCGCAAUCGUUGAGCAAGUGAUCACAACGAAACUUGACUACAUCGUCACUCAGGCACUGGCCCCUUCAGCGCCAGCCCCAAGCACGGCGAUGAAAAAUGCAAUGAUAGAGCUAGGUCGAGCCAUCGUCAAUAUGCUGAGAUAUCUCUCGCGCCCAGAUACAGGAGACUCCUCGAGAGUUCUGCUCCGCCACGCUCUCGAGACUCCUCUAGUGGCGCGUCCAGUAGCUCGACUGAUCCGACAACGCUUCUUUGCGGAACCCAGAUCCGAAGGCCUACUUGGGCUGGGUCUGAUGGCGCAAGUACCCGAGGGAGCCGUCUGCGUCGUCCAAGAGUUGAAGGAGGAUGGAGGGGUGUUGGAGGCGAUAAAGGAGGUGGCGACAGAGGCGUCGGAGAAGAGUGGAGGAGCAGAGAGCAGCACGGUACAGGGACGCAAUCUGCAAAAUACGCUUGUGUUGUUGCAUGCUCUUGUGCAAAAUGCGGUGAGUAGGCCGAGAGUGUUUAGGGGGUUCUCAUCCGGGCUAAGCAAUGUGUAGGGGGAGGCUAUGGGCACUGAUCUGAGGACAAAGGUUGAUGCCUUGCAAGCGGAAUUAAGCGGCCUUGUGAGAUAGCUGCGACAUCUGGAUACUUGGUGGUGAUGCAGGAAGAAUAAUAGAUGUGUUACGGGACCCCCUUUGGCGAUUAGUCAUCCUUAGCGGUGCUUGUCCACUCGUCUGCGCACUUCCAAGAUUAUAGCACAGUGAAAGCUUCACUAUGACCCGUGUACAGCUAGUUUACUACUUGCAUUGUCGUUUAGAAUAAAGGACG
Molecule: messenger RNA, 2332 nt
Organism: Westerdykella ornata
Lineage: Eukaryota; Fungi; Ascomycota; Dothideomycetes; Pleosporales; Sporormiaceae
Product: ARM repeat-containing protein
Exons: 4
Coding region: 250-2061 (603 amino acids)
Biological process (GO): positive regulation of GTPase activity
Cellular component (GO): cytosol
Molecular function (GO): guanyl-nucleotide exchange factor activity
Source: RefSeq, a predicted model, not a curated record